This is a messenger RNA of Phyllopteryx taeniolatus (common seadragon), 3929 nucleotides long. It is a transcript of the gene sh2d3a, whose product is annotated as SH2 domain containing 3A. The transcript is spliced from 14 exons. Bases 600 to 2612 code for a protein of 670 amino acids. Gene Ontology annotation, biological process: positive regulation of peptidyl-serine phosphorylation; small GTPase-mediated signal transduction. NCBI's taxonomy places the organism in Eukaryota, Metazoa, Chordata, Actinopteri, Syngnathiformes, Syngnathidae. The record is from RefSeq and is a predicted model, not a curated record. Gene Ontology annotation, molecular function: guanyl-nucleotide exchange factor activity; phosphotyrosine residue binding.
AAUAACAUUUAUUUACUUAUUAGAAAACUAGCCACAUAAGUUUUAGUAAGUACAUGUUAUUGUAUAAAUGAGAUAUUGAUUCCCAGCAGCAUUUCCUGUUAGGAUCUGCUCCAAAUCAGGCAGUGAAACAAAUGCUGUAAGCGGGAAAAAAAUGACGGCGUUGUCGUGUUAAAAGUGAAAAUAGCGGCCUUAAAAUAUCAUCUUCUGUUAAUCGUGGUUUUACAAGUUGAUAGCGGUGGAAUGUGUCGCCAUUGUGGUGUCAUGUGAGCAGAUGCCACAAAACAGCCAAAAUCCAAGGUCAUAUGGUGGCGCUGAGCUUGGCCCUGGAGCGGUCCCUUGACGCACGAGGCGGCAAUGGGAGGAAGGAAGGACGGGAAAAGGGAGGCUAUUCAAAGCCUGUUUGUCUCUGGAAAACAAGUGUUAUGGUAGCGGCUGAUGUCCUACAAUGUCCCGUGUGCGUGUUUGAGGGAACAAUAUGGGAGUGUCACAUGGAUAUUGGCAUUGACGCACCACUGCGAAAGCAGUGAAAAGUAAAAAGCAAAAGGAGGAGCGUCGCCGCAUACUUGAGCCAUCUGAAGGUGUUUGGAGGUCGUAAGGAGAUGGACUCACUAAAGAAGGAGCUUGAAGAAGAGCUGAAGCUCAGCACCGAGGACCCCAGGAGCCAUGCCUGGUACCACGGACCCCUCACCAGAGAGGCUGCCGAGGCUCUGUUCGAGAGGGACGGAGACUUCCUGGUGCGUGACUCCGGCUCGUCCCCGGGCGACUAUGUCCUGAGCUGCUACUGGAAGAACGAGCCCAUGCACUUUAAGAUCAUACGAGUGGUCCUGAGACCCAAAAAGGGCUACUCCCGGGAGCUGUUCCAGUUCGAGGAGGACCGCUUCGACAACGUUCCCGCUCUGAUCCGCUUCUAUGUGGGCGGGCGACGGCCCAUCUCCCAGGCCUCGGGCGCCGUGGUCUUCCACCCGCUGACCAGGACGCUGCCCCUGCGCGUCAUCGCCGAGCGACAGCAGGCCGACUGUAAGAGCGCCGCAGGAAGAUCGGCGGAGGGGAAGUCCCAUCACGAACGCAGCAAGCGGCUCAGCUUCAGCAGCGCCCUGGGAGACGCCCUGCACAUCAACCCUCUGCUCAGGAGCGGGAGUCACCCCGGCAACCUGGAGAACCUCGGCUGCAGGCCUUCACUUCAGUCAGCCCAGUCGGACAGCAACCUGAGGCCCGGCGCUCCUCAGAAAGCCAAACCGGAGGACGUCGGCCCGCCUUCCAUCUCGCCAGUGUUCCGCACAGGGAGCGAGCCCCUUCUCAGCCCCAAGCCGCGCCAAACGCAUCCCUGCCACCCCGGCGGGGGUGUGACGCUGCGGGGGUCCGACGGACAGCUGCACUCCCGAGCGCCCCCCAAGCCACUUAGGAUAUCUGCCGUGUUCCCCAAAGCGUACCGACCCACUCCGCUGUCAGACCGGAAAGACGACCCGUCCGCUUUCUAUGACGAGCUGGUCGUUCAGGUUCCUCAGUCCCAGCGCAAAGGCCACGUGGAUCGACUACGAGCAGAGGAAAAGUGGCAGAGUCGGGCGCGGAUCACCGAAACCUCCUUUGGCUUCCUGGAUGCUGACAACGAGAGCGAGGCGGCGUCCCGUCUGCCGCGACUUCCCGACAAGGAUCGCUUCGAACGUCCGCAGACGGAGUGGAACUCGUGCUUCCAGUUGGAGCGGUUCCAGUCUCUGCUGUUGCCGGACAACAACCGUCCGCUGGAGCCGAGCGUACUGCUGGCGCUCAAGGAGCUCUUCGACCGCUCGGACCCCAACACUACCGCGCUGCACAUACUCAGCGUGGACUGCCAGGUGGCGCGCAUCGCGGGCGUGACGGCCGAACACAGGAGAACGAUGGGAGUGGGCUCGGGGCUGGAGCUCAUCACGCUGCCGCACGGCCGACAAUUGCGGCGAGACCUGCUCGAGAGGCACCAUCUAAUUGCGUUGGGCGUGGCUGUGGACAUCCUGGGCUGCACGGGCACGGUGAGCCAGCGGGCCACGGUGCUGCAUAAGUUCAUCCUACUGGCGCGGGCCCUGAAGGAGCACGCCCGCGACCUCUACGCCUUCUCCGCCGUCAUGAAGGCGUUGGACAUGCCUCAGGUGGUGCGACUGGAGAUGACGUGGCGCUUGUUGAGGAGGAAUCACACGGAGAGCGCCGUCCUGUUCGAGAAGACCCUCAAGCCCUUCAUGAACUCGCUGAACGAGAGCGACGAGAGUGUUUUGGGCGGUGCAGUGGCCGUGCCCCACCUGGUGCCCGCGCUGCUGCUGCUGGAGGGUGAGGACGGCGUGGAGGACAGCGAGCGAGACGUCCAGACGCUCUACGACGUCCUACAGGCGGCACGGCGCCACGCCACGCACGCGCGCGACUACCAGCAGCACGCCAGCGCUCUCCUCAAGGGCGACUGGACGCCCAUCCCCGAGAUGCUGGAGGCCUUCCGAACCGAGUUUGCCCUGCGACUCUUCUGGGGCCAGUCGGGCGCGGAGGCGGACAAGAACGAACGCCACGACAAGUUUGACAAAAUUCUCAGCGUGCUCUCGGACAAACUGGAACCGGUCGAGAUCAGACCCGAACCGACCCGGCCCCUCAGCUGAGACCGUGGAAACUGCUGUCCUGAUAAAAAGGUGAUUCCAGUCAGGAUGAGAGAAAUCUUUGUCAAAGUUCAAUCAAACGGAUACAACCGGUGGACCUUUCGGUCUUUAAGUGGACCACAGCCCAAACUCCCCCAAUCUGCUUUUUGUGAGGACGAGGAGUUCGCCGUCAUUUCUGUCCCAACACAAAAGCGCAUUUUUACAUUCAAUUCUACGUGCAAGCAGUGGAGCCCAUCGAGGCGUCUUUUGUGAUGAAAAUGUUAUUUUGCGUCAGGACAGAGAUGUCCUUGUGCAAAUGAGCCGAAUUGGAUUGCGGCCCAACUACGCAGUUGUACCAACUUCUCCGACGUGUGAUUUUGAGUCGAGGCAGAAACAGCAUAACAGACAACGCUUUGUCAAAUAGGAAAUGAUGUGAAUACAAUAUGAGCACGUCUGCCUCACGAUUCUGAGGACCGGCUUCAAGUACAUACAUACAUACAUACAACUGGACUCGUCACUCUUUAGCUUGACCGGAGUUGUACAAACGUCACCUCUAUCUUUGGGGAUGAGAAUGUGAUUUGAAGAACUCCUUGUCAUAGUUCAAUUGCACAUAUGAGAGGACUCCUGAGUCGAAGAGAACCGCAGCCGCGCAAACGUUCCAAAGAUUUUGCGAUGAAGGCGAAUUUGGACAUCACAGAAAUGUCGUGGUUCAAGCGCGGCCCAUCUGGGCGCUUGUCCACUAGAAAAUGAGCACAUUGUGGUUUUCCACUGAUUCUGGAUCAAUGUUGGCGUACUCGGCUGAUGCUUGCCACACUACAAAAUGUUUUUUUUCCACUUGUGUAAAUAUUAUCGUUGAGUAAAUUCACUCGCAGUAUUUUGACAUAUGAACACAUCAAUAAUUAGCACCGCAACUCGACUCGCAUCAAUAAGAUCAGCAAGUCACGUUAUACUUGGUUCAUAUUUAAUGUUUAUUAUAUUUCUGUUUACAAUUGAGCCGUUUUCGCACAGCGUCCUCGUGCCCGUUAGGCCCCAAAUGCGGCGCAGACCGUGUGACCCUGAAUAGGCUCCUAAACUAAGAAUAAUAGUCAAAUCAAUGACAUCACUGUGCCUUUGAUAGACAAACGUUGACGGUGUCAAGUGGGCGUGACGUAGGAAGGGCCGCCCUAAAACAACAACAACGCAGCAGAUUUUCACUUUUCACAGCAGUUUUUGCAAAAAACAACAAGAAAUGCAAAAGACAGGAUUACUGACUAUUCUUAAGAUUUCCUAAUAUUGUUUUUUAGCUUUGAAAAUGCUAUUCCUGUUUUUUUGUUCUUGAAAAAAAUGACUUUUUGAAAAAUU